Messenger RNA from Mangifera indica (mango), 866 nucleotides. Its product is annotated as polycomb group protein FIE1-like. Gene Ontology annotation, biological process: negative regulation of transcription by RNA polymerase II. Gene Ontology annotation, cellular component: ESC/E(Z) complex. Bases 146 to 676 code for a protein of 176 amino acids. The record is from RefSeq and is a predicted model, not a curated record. Gene Ontology annotation, molecular function: protein binding; nucleosome binding. The transcript is spliced from 9 exons. NCBI's taxonomy places the organism in Eukaryota, Viridiplantae, Streptophyta, Magnoliopsida, Sapindales, Anacardiaceae.
AAGAAGACUCUAGAAAUCUGUACGUCUUUGGAAUGUGGAUACUGGAAUAUGCAUUUUGAUAUUUGCAGGAGCUGGUGGUCAUCGUAACGAAGUUUUGAGUGUGGACUUUCAUCCUUCAGACAUAUAUCGCAUUGCAAGUUGUGGCAUGGACAACACUGUUAAGAUUUGGUCAAUGAAAGAAUUUUGGACAUAUGUGGAGAAGUCAUUCACAUGGACAGAUCUUCCUUCAAAAUUUCCCACAAAAUAUGUGCAGUUCCCUGUCUUCAUUGCUUCUGUUCAUUCGAGUUAUGUUGACUGUAAUAGGUGGCUUGGUGAUUUUGUUUUGUCAAAGAGUGUUGACAAUGAAAUUGUGUUGUGGGAGCCAAAAAUGAAGGAACAGUCUCCUGGAGAGGGUACGGCUGAUAUCCUCCAAAAAUACCCUGUUCCUGAGUGUGAUAUCUGGUUUAUCAAGUUCUCCUGUGACUUCCAUUACAAUGCAGCUGCUAUUGGUAAUAGGGAAGGGAAGAUUUAUGUUUGGGAGCUGCAAAGUAGCCCCCCUGUUCUCAUCGCAAGGCUCUCUCACGCGCAGUCAAAAUCUCCGAUCAGACAGACUGCCAUGUCCUUCGAUGGAAGUACAAUCCUCAGCUGUUGCGAGGAUGGAGCUAUAUGGAGAUGGGAUGCUGUACCAACUUCCUGAGUUAUCUAAGUGGGUUAACUUGAAGACCUUUGUUAAAGCUCUUUUGUUGUAUUGUUAAAUUAUAGAGGACAUGAACAUAAAGUUGACUGCAUGACUCCUUUAAGUAAACCUGUUGCAUUUUAUUGACAAAUUUGACUGCCAUGACAAAAUUUGGGGUGCUCACAGGUUGCUAAAAAUGGUUACUUUUUAC